Sabethes cyaneus is the source of this 1967-nucleotide messenger RNA. RefSeq lists its product as uncharacterized. The record is from RefSeq and is a predicted model, not a curated record. The transcript has 5 exons. The coding region runs from base 97 to 1959 and encodes 620 amino acids. NCBI's taxonomy places the organism in Eukaryota, Metazoa, Arthropoda, Insecta, Diptera, Culicidae.
AUUUUUAUUAGCUUAAUAAAUCUUGUAAAAAAUAAGUAUAAAGCAAUACCUAUAUAGGUUGUGAUAAGUACGAUCAAUCACAAGUACAGCGGAAAUAUGUCACAUAAAAGAAGAUCACUUAGUGUGGAAAAAAAUGUAUCAAACGAUUCCUUUUCAAUACAACGGAAAAUUUGGCAUGCAGUAGUUGAUGCCGUUGUUGGCCGGCUGCGGUCGCGGUUUUCCGCUGGAUACACCGAUGGCGAUGUCCGAAGUGUGCCCGAGACGGGUGUUUUCAAAUGCACACGACACUAUCAAACAGUGGUUGAGGAACAGCUGAAGCUGUACUUUAAUCAGAUUCUUAAUAUUUUUCGUGUGAUUGGCGGGUGGUUCGUGCUAAAAGAACGCAAACGAAAGUUAAACCAGAUGCAUGUUGAAGCCAUUCAGUUUCCAGAGUUAAACCAACCAUCUACUGGUGAACCAGCCAGGAAAUACUGCAAAAUCCGCGAUCAAGAUACUCGUACCGUAGUUGAUGUAAGAAAGACUGAUCAUGAUAGCAACGAAGCGAAUGAAGUAAACACGACAGUAGCGUACUGUCUUCAAGAAGAUCCUAAUGCAGAAGACCAACAGUUGUCUGGAAUACCUAAAAAGAAAAGAUGUUGGGACAAGCCGUGCGUGCCGCAAUGUGUGGAAAAAUUUGAAGACCAGAGCACGAAACUCAAUGAGUUAAGUCAAAAAAAAGUUGAAAAUUGGUUAGCCGAUAAUUUCCCAGGCGUGGAACAAACUAAUCCUCAAGCUCCGAAAAUGGCCAUGUGUGAGCUAAACAGAAAUUGCGAUGAAAUAAAACUUCAACUUGAGCAAAAUAUGGCUGUUUCAAACAACGACGACGAAGAUUCACUGCUCUCGGUAGACACUGCGAAAUAUAUACUUUCGAAUCGAAAUAAGAGUAAUAACAUCAAUAAAGUUCGUGCAACUACUACUAUUCAGCAGUUUGCGCUUGCCUCCAACCGUACAACGAACGCCAAACUUUCGCUGAUAAAUUUAAACCGGAAUGUUACCAAAACACCUCCACUAGCAAUGUACAAAGAAAGCAGGGGAGAGAAGUCAAGCGCAAUGUACAAGCAGCAUGUUUCAACAUCAAGAUAUUCAACACCGGAAAAAGAUAGGACGAGGAAAAGGAGAAAAGUUUUCAAAAAAACAGUGAAAAAAAGAAUUCUAUUUCGUAGAAAUAGUUGGUCUUCUAAGGCUUCGAAUGUUUCGCAGGAAUACGAAAAAUCUCUGCAAAAAAAAUACCACGUGACAAAAAUCUCGCCGAUGAAAUCAGCAGGAAAGCAAAUGCAAUGGAUUGAAAGCAACCUGCCAAAAAGUACUGGGACGAGCAGUAGUGAAGAUGAAACACUAGUCCGGAAGCAACCCAGAAGAACUCGCCGACGACGCUCGGUGACGCAAAAAGCGCUGAAAGGUGAUGCAAGCCCUUGUCGGAAAAGUGGCUCAUCGGAGUGGUUUGAAGAGUCGUUAGAAUCAAUCGCAUCGAGUCACGAGGAUACAAUGCCACACUCUUCUAAAAUCAACAACUCUAACUUGAACACUACUAGAAAUAGUAGCAUAUGCAGGUCAAAUAGUAUUUACGAUCCAGCCCGCAGUAUAUUGGUCUAUGUACCACGGCAAAUCGAGCCAUCAUUGCCAUCCAGUGAUCGAAUUCGUGUCACCGUGAAAGAUUUAGAUCUUAGCCAGGUUACUAAGCCGCAUCACCUGCAGGAAUUUCAAAAAUUUAACUACCUAAUACAUCCGAACUCGACUGUACGGUUCUAUCCGUCUGAUUCGGACGAUGACUUUCCGAAACCUGCACUAAGUGCAAAACUUCUACAAAUGAUUGCGGAAGACUCGGAAAGCUUCGAUGAAGAUGAUCCCAUAUUGGUCUACAAUCCCCGUACUUUAAAUCGUCUCAACUUGAGGGAAAUUCCCUACAACAAUGAUUGUUGACACUGCAA